Daucus carota subsp. sativus is the source of this 2852-nucleotide messenger RNA. Its product is annotated as protein POLLEN DEFECTIVE IN GUIDANCE 1-like. Gene Ontology annotation, cellular component: endoplasmic reticulum membrane. Lineage: Eukaryota; Viridiplantae; Streptophyta; Magnoliopsida; Apiales; Apiaceae. The coding region runs from base 184 to 2364 and encodes 726 amino acids. The record is from RefSeq and is a predicted model, not a curated record. The transcript is spliced from 11 exons.
GAGUACUGAUGAAGUUUAUGUAGAAAUUCAUAGAAAUAGUAAAAAAAAGAAAAAUCCAGGUCACCACCGGAGCAAACACGCAAAGCAAAACUACAGGGGCCUCUUAAGUCACCCUUCCCGUAACAUUUACUUUCACUAAUCAUCAAACCCUAGCUUGCUUAGCUAGCUCGUUUUUCACCUUCAAUGGCGUCGCGAUUACGACGUCGUAAUCUUUCAUUCGAACUCCUCUCCACCGGACUAGACGACAACGACGAUCACAUCGCUCCCGAGAACAACAAUUUCUACAGAUCUACCUCCGAUCCGCUGCAAGGCGAUGAUGCGGAGGUGUUGAAAUCGGCGAAGCGGCGAAAAAAACGGCGCAAUCGCGGCGGUAAGGGCAAAAAGUCGUUGCUUGAUUGCGUGAUUGCGGAGGAGACGGUUGAUUUUGGUAGCAAGAGUUGUAGUAGUAGUUGUGUCACUCAGACUGUUGUGUUUGAUGGUGUUUCGGAGUCGAAUGGCGGUGAUCGGGCGGGUAGCUCGGAGUUUUUGGGGUUGAAAAGCUUGAAAGGAGGUGGAUUGAGGCAGAGGAAUGUGAAUUCUGGUGAUGAUAUAGCGAAUGGCGGUGAAUUGGAGUGUGUAAGUUCGAAGGAUGGAGAUUUGAGGCAUAGGAAUGUGAGUUGUGGAGGUGAUAAUGUGGCAAAUGACGGUGAAUUGGAGUGUGUGAGUUCGAAAGACGGAGAAUUGAGGCAGCGGAAUGUGAAUCAUGGCGGUAAUGUGGUGAAUGGCGGUGAACUUGAGCAUGUGAGUUUGAAAGACGGAGAAUUGAGGCAGCGGAAUGUGAAUCGUGAUGAUGUGGUGAAUGGCGGUGUGAAUAGUUCGGAGUAUGUGAGCUUGAAAGGCGGAGAAUUGAGGCAGCGGAAUGUGAAUGGAGGUAAGGAGGAGGAGAGGAUUGUGUGUGAGGAUGUAAAAGGUGGAGAAUUGAGGCAACGAGGUAGUGUGAAUGGCAGUGAUGAGGAAAAGGUGGUUGUGGAAGAUGUUAAAGCAACUGAGAGGUUUGGGGAUAGUAAUGUCAGGGAGGUUAACGGAAAUGUUAUGAGGAAAUUGGAGAGUGAGACAUGGUUGGAUUGGAAGAAACUUAUGGCCGAAGAUCCUAACUACAAUUUACCAUUAGAGAAAUCUCCAUUAAAAUAUUUUAUUGAAGAAAUGUACGAUGGUAAUUCGCUGCGGAAUACAACAAUUACUGCCAAUGAGAAAGAUCGAGAAAGAGUAUAUGAUACUAUAUUCCGCUUGCCAUGGCGUUGUGAACUGCUCAUAAAUGUUGGCUUUUUUGUUUGCUUGGAUUCGUUUCUAUCACUGGUAACUAUCAUGCCAACAAGACUUCUCGUCACAACUUGGAAGCAUCUACAAGCAAGGCAGUUCAGGAGGCUUUCAGCAGCAGAGCUGUCGGAUUUUGGUUGUUUUCUUGCGCUGGUUUGUGGUGUCAUUCUCUUACAACAAACAGAUAUUAGCCUGAUAUAUCACAUGAUUCGUGGUCAAGGGACAAUCAAACUUUAUGUGGUGUACAAUGUCCUAGAGAUAUUUGACAAAUUAUGCCAAAGUUUUGGUGGGGAUGUUCUGCAGACCUUAUUCAAUUCCGCAGAUGGAUUGGCAAAUUGUUCCCCAGAAUCCAGGACAUAUUGGUUAUGGAGAUUUAUAUCUGAUGAAGCUUUAACAGUGACUUCAUCAAUCAUUCAUUCAUUCAUCUUAUUAGCUCAGGCCAUUACUCUGUCAACCUGUAUAGUCGCUCACAAUAAUGCGUUGCCAGCUUUGCUGGUAUCCAACAAUUUUGCCGAGAUUAAAAGCAAUGUUUUCAAGCGUUUUAGUAAGGAUAACGUACAAAGUAUGGUAUACUAUGAUUCAGUGGAGAGGUUCCACAUAUCGGCCUUUAUAUUGUUCAUCUUAGCUCAGAACAUUCUGGAAGCAGAGUCUCCUUGGUUCGAGAAUUUUCUUUGUAAUGCUUCUAUGGUUUUUAUAUGUGAAGUUAUGAUUGAUAUAAUCAAACAUUCUUUCAUUGCGAAAUUUAAUGACAUAAAGCCCAUCGUAUUCUCUGAGUUCCUCGAAGACCUUUGUAGACAGAGACUGAAUUUGCAAAUGGAGAAUGGGAAGAGAAACCUUACAUUUGUUCCUUUAGCUCCUGCUUGUGUGGUAAUCAGAGUAUUGAGUCCAAUAUAUGCAGCUCAUCUUCCUCAUAGCCCUUUGUUGUGGAGACUCUUCUGGAUUUGCAUAUUAUCAGCCAUGACUUUUGUGAUGCUUACAAGCCUUAAAGUAAUGGUUGGCAUGGGACUUCAAAAACAUGCAACUUGGUAUGUCAAACGAUGCCAGAACAGGAAACUGCACAAUGAUUAAAUGAGCUGUAAGAAUUUUAGUUGCUCCAGAGGAAUCUGAAGAUCAAAAUCUUAUUGCUCCACAAUGUAAGAUAUCCAAUCAGCACUGGGAUUGUAUUGGACCUGCAAAAUGCAGGCAGGACUUAUCCUCGGGAUCUGCCAAGCAGCUGUUGAUUUCAAAAAUCAUGCAUGAUUUCGCUUGGUGAAUUUUCUUCCCGAUAGGAAGUGGUGAGUGACUGGAUACGAACUUCCAAGUGACUCUUGUUCUCAAGGUUAUUUAUAUUAUAUAAUAGUAUACUUACCUGUGGAUAUAUGCAGGACCUAGCUUGAGAACUUCCUCAAGCUAGUCUUUUUGGAUCACAAAUUUACUGUAUAGAUCUUAAACUAACUUUACCUUUUCCAUCCAGUCAAUGUAUCAUAUAGUUUUAUAGGAAAUAUAUCCGCUUAUAUAGAUAUAUCAUAUGAAUAAAUAUAUAAUUAUUGAAUUAAUAGAUUUUGCAAUGCAGUAUA